CAUGCAUGACAUGAAAGAGUCUGGCUAAAGAUGUCAACUUGGAGGUACAUCCGCCCCUGCUGGAAUUUGCCAAAAUUGUGCUUGAUCUCAACAAACAAUGUCUUCGAACAAAGUGGAAUGUGCUGUAAGAAACUGAAAAGAAAUGGUUUUCCAGUCCAAACACCACCUGCAAACAACAGGAGGAUUACCCAAAGAUACUUCUCUCUGCAGUCUCAUGAAGAUCAAUACAUACAGAAAGCUGACAGCACCAUUUAUGCUCUCUCAUCUGGCCAUGGAAAAUGUGGUGUGGCGGUGAUACGUGUUUCAGGAAGAGAGAGUAAGAAUGCUCUGCUCCUUUUGACAAAACUUGGACAUCUCCCCAGACCUCGCAAGGCAUUGCUGAAAACGUUAUACCGUCCAUCAACGACUGAGCCUUUGGAUAAAUCACUUGUUCUCUGGUUCCCGGGUCCUCGUAGCUUUACUGGUGAAGACUGCUGUGAGCUGCAUAUCCACGGGGGGAGUGCUGUGAUAACAUCCGUGCUAGAAGCCUUGGAGAAGAUACCAGGAUUGAGACAUGCAGAAGCUGGGGAAUACACAAAAAGGGCAUUUCAGAAUGGAAAGCUGGACUUGACUGAAGUUGAAGGCUUAGCUGACUUGAUCCAUGCAGAAACGGAGGCACAGAGAAAACAGGCCUUGAGACAGAUGGAGGGGGGUCUGAGCAAGCUUUACACCAACUGGAGGAAACGGCUUCUCAAGUGUACAGCAAACGUGGAAGCUUACAUUGACUUCAGUGAAGAUCAGAAUAUUGAAGAUGAUGUGAUGGACAAUGUGCUAAAUGACGUGACAAGCAUACAAGCUGAAGUUGAGAAGCAUCUGACAGACAAUCGUCAAGGAGAACGACUGCGCAAUGGCGUCCAUGUGGUAAUUUUAGGGGAACCAAAUGUGGGGAAAAGCAGUCUCCUAAAUGCUAUAUGCCAGAGACCAGCAGCCAUUGUCUCUCCGAUAGCAGGCACAACCAGGGACGUGGUGGAGACGCCCCUCAAUAUAGGCGGAUAUCCAGUGUUAUUGAGUGACACGGCUGGCCUAAGACAAACUGAGGAUGUCAUAGAAAAAGAGGGAGUUAAAAGAGCUGUCAAUAGGGCUCAGCUUUCUGACCUUAAAGUAAUGGUGGUAGAGGCUGACCAUUUUUAUAACCAGGUCAAAUCCAAUAGGAAUUUCAGAAUGCAAGAUUUCAUCCGAAGCCACUUCGAAAAUUUGGGUCUUAUGGACAAUAAUUCCUGGAGUAGGCCAGGCUUAGAAAAAGGAGAAGCAAACAUUGACACCUUCAAUACCUCUGUGAUAAAUCCGAAAGAAUUGGUGAUUGUGUUAAACAAAUCUGAUCUGAUGAAGUCGUCUGCUGUGGAUUUGAAGCAUUUGGAAUUUGAUGGUCUCAAGUUGUGUCUAGUGUCUUGUACUACUCAAGACGGAUUUGACGACUUUCUGGAGGCUUUGGCGCAGAAAGUUAAGGACAUGUGUGGUAAUCCUCUUGCUGGCAAUCCCAGUUUGACACAGGCUCGUCAUCGGGCGCAUUUGACCAACUGUCUCCAGGCUUUAAAGACAUUCCUCGAUAUGAAUGAAAUGGACAUUGUCCUCGCGGCAGAGGAGCUCCGGAAAGCAUUGCGCAAUAUUGGAAAGAUCACUGGCAAGAUUACCUCAGAAGAUAUUCUCGAUGUUGUUUUCAGAGACUUUUGUAUUGGAAAAUGAAUAAAAUAUUUUACAUUAUUUUUUAAC
Lineus longissimus is the source of this 1749-nucleotide messenger RNA. Its product is annotated as tRNA modification GTPase GTPBP3, mitochondrial-like. The coding region runs from base 31 to 1722 and encodes 563 amino acids. The transcript has 8 exons. NCBI's taxonomy places the organism in Eukaryota, Metazoa, Nemertea, Pilidiophora, Heteronemertea, Lineidae. The record is from RefSeq and is a predicted model, not a curated record. Gene Ontology annotation, biological process: tRNA wobble uridine modification; tRNA methylation. Gene Ontology annotation, cellular component: mitochondrion; cytoplasm. Gene Ontology annotation, molecular function: GTP binding; protein binding; GTPase activity.